Messenger RNA from Aspergillus ochraceoroseus IBT 24754, 1611 nucleotides. RefSeq names its product threonine synthase THR4. Gene Ontology annotation, biological process: L-threonine biosynthetic process. The coding region runs from base 1 to 1611 and encodes 536 amino acids. Gene Ontology annotation, molecular function: threonine synthase activity; pyridoxal phosphate binding. NCBI's taxonomy places the organism in Eukaryota, Fungi, Ascomycota, Eurotiomycetes, Eurotiales, Aspergillaceae. The transcript has 2 exons. The record is from RefSeq and is a predicted model, not a curated record.
AUGUCGCAUACCCUUUCCCAGAAAUAUCUGAGUACGCGGGGUGCCUCCUACGGACUGUCCUUCGAGGAUGUCGUCCUGAAGGGAUUGGCCUCGGAUGGGGGCCUCUUCAUCCCCGAGGAAAUCCCUGCCCUGCCCGCCUCGUGGGAGUCGGAGUGGCGCGAUCUGAGUUUCGAAGAUCUCGCCUUCCGGAUCAUGUCCUUGUACAUUUCACCAUCGGAAAUCCCCUCCGAAGACCUCAAGGGCAUCAUCAAGCGCUCCUACGCGACCUUCCGCCACUCCGAACGCACUCCCGUUGUCGAGUUGGACCCUAAGCAGAACCUCUACCUCCUCGAACUCUUCCACGGACCGACUUUUGCCUUCAAGGAUGUGGCUCUUCAGUUCCUUGGAAACCUGUUUGAGUACUUCCUGGUGCGCAAGAACCAAGAUAAGCAGGAUCAGGACAGACAUCACCUUACAGUCGUUGGCGCGACCAGCGGCGACACUGGCUCUGCUGCCAUCUACGGCCUCCGCGGCAAGAAGGACGUUUCUAUUUUCAUCCUGUUCCCCACGGGAAAGGUGUCCCCCAUCCAACAAGCUCAGAUGACCACUGUCCUGGACCCCAACGUGCACAAUCUUACCGUCGAUGGCUCCUUCGAUGACUGCCAAGAUAUCGUCAAGGCCCUCUUUGCCGACCCCGAGCUCAACUCUACCCACAACCUCGCCGCCGUCAACUCCAUCAACUGGGCUCGCAUCCUCGCUCAGAUCACAUACUAUUUCUACUCUUACUUUGCCGUCACCAAGACCGCCGGUUUCACCCAGGACUCCCAGGUUCGCUUUGUCGUGCCGUCCGGCAAUUUUGGCGACAUCCUGGCUGGUUGGUUCGCCAAGCAGAUGGGACUUGCCGCAGACAAGCUCGUCAUCGCCACGAAUGAGAACGACAUUCUUGACCGUUUCUUCCGUAGCGGCGGUAAUUACUCCAAGAACGACUCCCAAGGCAUGGGUGUCAAGGAAACCCACAGCCCCGCCAUGGACAUCCUCGUCAGCAGCAACUUCGAGCGUCUCCUGUGGUUCCUGGCUUUCCAGACCAGCACCGCCAGUUCCGUUGCCGAGAAGCGCAAGCAAGCCUCGGAGAGCGUCAGCGGCUGGCUCAACCAGCUUAAAACCCAAGGCGGUUUCAGCGUCCCCGCUGCCGUCCUCGACGCUGCCAAGGCGGAGUUCGAGAGUGAGCGCGUCAGCAACGACGAGACCAUCUCCCAGAUCCGCUCCACCUACAACACCUGCUUCCCUUCUAACCUUGGGGCCGGAAGCGCCAAGAGCUCCAAGACCGGUGGCUACAUCCUCGACCCUCACUCCGCUAUCGCUGUUAAUGCUUCGUUGCGCUCUAUCGCCCGCAACCCGGGAACAAAACAUAUCUCCCUUUCCACCGCUCACCCGGCCAAGUUUGCCAGUGCCGUUGAUCUCUCCCUCCAGGGUCAGGAUGGCUACAGCUUCCAGGAAGUUCUGCCCCAGGAGUUUAUUGGUCUCGAGGAGCGCGAGAGCAGAGUUACCCCCGUUGGGGCCUCUGCCGGAUGGCAGGGUGUGCGUGAGAUUGUGAAGGCCGAGGUUGAACAGGAGCUCCAGGGACUGCGUUAG